CAUUUUCUCUAUAACAUUUAGCGCAACUCCAAACUGAUAAAAGUAUGCGGGACAUUCUGCACAUUGUGUACAUGAGUACACGCGAAGUGCAUGUUGUAUAAACUGCAUCCUAAUGUGUUACAUUGUACUGUAGCUUUUUCAAGUGCAAGGUUGUGUCAUUUUACACUCGAGGGGGCCUUUCAGCUUCUUGUAUUGACAAAGUAAAAGCACCUGCUCAGCAUGAACGCGGCCCGCCGGGGAGGGCGGCGGUAACCCGCGGCAACCAGCAUUGUGUCAACAGAAAUCUUGGACCGGCCACUUGACGCUGCCAUUGGCUGGCCUGGCCAAUGAAUGACUUGGACACUUGGAAUACCUCAAUGCAUUAUGCAUGUGCCAUCACCUUGCGGAGGACUUGAGCUCAUUUUGCAGGCAUGGAGAUGACGGAAUCAUACGUUCGACCCAAGACGGGUCACUUCCUGCCCGCCAUCUCCACCAUGGCGUCCAGCUACCGAAACACGCGGCCCGCUGGCCACAACACCAACCAGUGGAGUACCAGCAGCUACCACAAGAACGAUGGCACCGUCCCCACUUUGCAACGAGCCAUCCCAGAUCUCCUCCGCACAGUCACCAUGUCCUACCCAGCUAACCGGAGCACAAUGAGCACCCGUUACACACCCGACGAUUGGUUCAAGUCCAACCAGGGCAACUACCGCCAGUCAGAGGCGUCUCGCCACAGCGCAGAGCGGCUCCGGCGUGACACGAUGCGCCUGAUCCAGGACAAGGAGCAGCUGACGCGACGCAUGCAGGAGAACACCAGCAAGGACAUCGGCGAGCGCCUCAACGACAUCGCCUUCUGGCGCUCGGAGCUGAGCCACGAGGUGGACAACGUGGCGGGAGAGACCGUGGCGCUGGCAGAGGUCAAGCGGCGGCUGGAGAGGGCCUUGGCCGAGACCGAGCGGCCCCUUCAGGUGUCACAGGAAUGUAUGUACCACCGCGACAAGCGCAUGGCCAUCGACCUUGUCCACGACGACGUCGAGAAGGACCUGAUCAAGGAAGUGGAGGUCAUAAAGUCCUGUCAGACAAGGAUGAAGCAACAUCUGGAGAGAGCCACGGCCCAGCUGGCGUUGAACCGCGCGGCGCAGCACGAGCUGGAACGAGACCUGAGCGACAAAGUGACGGCGCAGAGGAUAGACGACCGCUGCCAUCACCUGAGGAACACGUCAGACGGCAUCGGCUUCUUCCGCGGCAUUGAACGACUCGACCCCUCGGUCUCACUGCCCGAGUCGUGGUCCAAGUUCACCGACAACAACGUGCUGCGCUCGCAGGGCCAGCGCGCCGCCUCCCGCAAACUGCGCGAUGAGAUCGAGGCGCUGCUCAACGGCACCUCCAGCGAAAUGUGGAGCCAGUUCAACAACGUCAACGUGUCCUUCACCAGCCGCGUGGCACAGACGGCCGACGCCCGCAACAGCCUACAGGCGCACCUCACCAAGACCCAGCAAGAGAUUUUCCAGACGGAGAUGCUCAUCGAGUCCCUGAAGAAAGCUCUGCGAGACAAAGACAACCCACUCAAGGUGGCCCAGACCAGACUGGAGGAGCGCACCCGCCGGCCCAACGUGGAGCUCUGCAGGGAUAACCCGCAUCACAGGCUGGUGGAGGAGGUUCGGGAGAUCGAAGACACCAUCCGCAAGCUGCAGGAGAGGCUGCUAGACGCCGAGGGCAGCCUGCAGUCUCUGCUGAGAACGAAAGUGACGCUGGAGCACGACCUCUCCAUCAAGGUCAACUCGCUUUUCCUGGACCAGGAGAAGUGCAUGAGCAUACGCAAAACCUUCCCCAGCGUACCGCGACUCACCGGAUACACUUGAACGAUAUUUCGUGGACACUUGAGCGACUUACAAGCCGUGCGGAGGUGAUUGUGUGAAAACGAAACGUGUGACUUGACAUUUUGGUGUGUGUUUCAUGAAAAAAGAAAAAAGAAUGCUAUAAAGGAUGUUUUUCCAUUCUUUUUUUAUUUUUCCCGUGGCAAACAAAUCGUGUUCAGCUUCGAUUGUCACGACGGAAAACGAUUCUCACUCUACCGAGAGAAAUAAUCAGCUGGUUGAUAAGGCGACACUGAAUACGUUAUAUUUAUUUGAAAAACUUUUUGGGCUACAUUCUGCUCUCUACUUUCAGUUUUGAUUGAUCCACAGCGACUUCUGACAAAACAAAACCGAUUUCAUCAUUUCCCCAGUUUCAGCGUCUGUUGCCAUGGCAAACAGCAGCCUGACGCUUCCAAGAAUGACAAAAGCAGAACAAAUUCCCUCAGUAAGAUCAACGGU
Molecule: messenger RNA, 2294 nt
Organism: Hippocampus comes (tiger tail seahorse)
Lineage: Eukaryota; Metazoa; Chordata; Actinopteri; Syngnathiformes; Syngnathidae
Gene: tekt3
Product: tektin 3
Exons: 8
Coding region: 411-1841 (476 amino acids)
Biological process (GO): cilium assembly; cilium movement involved in cell motility
Cellular component (GO): microtubule cytoskeleton; sperm flagellum; nucleus
Source: RefSeq, a predicted model, not a curated record